This is a messenger RNA of Papaver somniferum (opium poppy), 1999 nucleotides long. Its product is annotated as cytochrome P450 77A2-like. The record is from RefSeq and is a predicted model, not a curated record. Gene Ontology annotation, molecular function: monooxygenase activity; heme binding; iron ion binding. The transcript has a single exon. NCBI's taxonomy places the organism in Eukaryota, Viridiplantae, Streptophyta, Magnoliopsida, Ranunculales, Papaveraceae. The coding region runs from base 227 to 1771 and encodes 514 amino acids.
AGAGUAAUACGUAAUAGUAGUAGUACGAACAACGUUGUUGAUGAAGAAAUAAAUCCUCAAUUAAUACUCCCAUAUUCAUUAGCUUCCCAACUAUAUUUUUCAUCAACACUAACUAUUUCAUCUUCACUCUCCAUCCAAAUUUUAACCCUAUUUAUUCUAUACAAACUCUACACCGCAAAUAACUCAGUCACAAUCUCACUCUUCGUCUCAUCCUCUGUGUUUCUAGAUGUCAAGAAUGGAUACUUGGAUAUCUUCUUUAUCAUCUUCAAACUACAACCUCUUCUUCUUUACAACAAUAUCAUUUCUUGUAUCAGCUUUGUUCUUCAUGAAAUAUUUAAGAAGGUCUAAGGUGAACUUGCCACCAGGACCUCCAGGAUGGCCGAUUGUAGGUAACUUAUUUCAGUUCUCACGUUCGGGAAAACAGUUUUUCGAAUACAUAAAAGAUUUGCAACAGAUUUAUGGACCCAUAUUCACUAUACAAAUGGGUACUCGAACCAUCGUUAUUAUCACUACUCCUGAAUUAGCACACGAAGCGCUAAUCGAGAAGGGUACCAUUUUAGCAAGCCGGCCAAAAGAGAAUUCGACCAGAACCAUUUUCAGUUCUAACAAGUUUACUGUUAACUCAGCUGAUUAUGGUCCAGUUUGGCGUUCUUUAAGACGCAACAUGGUUUCUGAAAUGUUGAGUUCAACUCGGUUGAAAGGUUUUUACGGUGUCCGAGUUACUGCUAUGGAUCGACUCAUUGACCGAUUCAAAACUGAAGCUGAAUCUACUCAAGGCGUUGUUUCGGUAAUAAAGAAUGUUCGUUUUGCCGUGUUUUGUAUUCUCACCUCGCUCUGUUUUGGUGUAGAAAUGGAUGAGGAAACCAUUGUAAAGAUUGAUGAAACAAUGCAAUCCGUUCUGUACACGGUGAUGCCGAGGUUAGACGAUUACUUGCCACUUUUAAGUCUAUUUUAUCUUAAGCAACGUAAGAAAGCUAAACAAGUCCGAGAAAAUCAAAUCAAAACCCUUGUUCCAUUCAUUGAGAGACGUAGAUCAUCUAUAGCGAACCCUGAGUUGGACACAACUGAAGCUAAAUUUUCAUAUCUCGAUACGCUUUUUGAGCUCAAGGUUGAAGGACGUAAAUCUUCAAUGAGUAACGCAGAACUCGUUACACUAUGUUCCGAGUUUCUCAAUGGUGGAACCGACACUACAUCGACUGCAGUUGAGUGGGGUAUUGCUAGAUUAAUUCAAAACCCUGAGAUUCAGCGAAAAUUAUAUGAAGAUAUCAAAUCAACAGUCGGUGAUCGAGUGGUGGACGAAAAGGACAUACCAAACUUGGUGUAUCUUAAUGCAUUUACAAAAGAGUUACUACGCAAACACCCUCCGACGUACUUUACGUUAACACAUUCAGUAGCAGAACCAGUGAAAUUAGCGGGUUAUGAUAUACCCACUUAUGUAGGUCUUGAGUUUUUCCUGACAGCAAUAGCUGAAGAUCCGAAACAUUGGUCUGACCCGGUGCAGUUUAACCCGGAUAGAUUCUUGUGUGGUAAAGAAGAUGCGGAUUUAACAGGUAUAAGAGGGGUUAAGAUGAUGCCAUUUGGUAUUGGAAGAAGGAUAUGUCCGGGUAUGAAUAUGGGUACGCUCCAUGUGAAUUUGAUAAUAGCCCGAAUGGUUCAAGCAUUUGAAUGGUGUGCACCAGAUGAUGCAACAGAGAUAGAUUUUUCUGAGAAGUUGGUAUUUACAGUGCUCAUGAGGAAUCCUCUUCAAGCCAAGAUAAAGCCGAGGGUUUAACCCUCUUUAAUCAAAAAUUAUGAGGUAGAUUUUAUUAAGUUAUCUCUGCCGAGUUAAGUAGGUAAAUUACAUGGGUGUCAGUUUAAUAUUUACUCGGAGGAAAAUAUGCCUAGUUAUAAAAUAUUUUAAGGUGCUGUUUACAAAUAUUUUCUGAUCGGCUGUAUGCCUGAACUAUUGAUGUGUAGUAAUUACUUAUUAACUAUAUAUCACUUAUUUAUAAUUAUUACU